AUGGAUAAGCCAUUUGGCAAGCUUAUCCGUUCCAACUUAUUUACCUUUCACAUUGGACCCGAAAAGGUUCCUUUUGUGGUUAAUUCAGAGGCCAUAGCGAAGCAAUCACCCGCCUUGAAUGCGCUCAUAAAUAGAAAUAUGAUUGAGGCUCACUCCAAAAUCGUUGAUUGGCCAGAUGUUGACGAAGAUACAUUUGUUCGGUUCUGCGAGUUCUGCUACCGGGACGACUAUUCUCCUCCCAGCUGUGCAUGGGAUAUCAGCACUGAUGAGAAAGAAGAGCCGCCACAGGAAGCGAGGGCUACAUCCAACGAAGAAGCGCCUUUAUCUAUUUAUAAAUAUUUUGACGAGCCGGAUGCAGAACUAUCUCCCAGCCCAUUUCCGAGGAAGGGAAAAAAUGGAAAGAAGGCCCCAUCCGAGCCCCAAGACCUCCUUAGUGAUAGCGAUUAUUCUCCUCCGGAGCACUUGACGCACUCUACUCAACAGUUUAAACCCUUCUCCAACGUCUGCGAAGACCAAGACUUCACUCCCGUUCUCCUCGGACACGCCCAACUGUAUGUGAUAGCCGACAAAUACUGCAUCCAGCCCCUCAAGGACCUCGUGCUAUACAAGCUCUAUACGACUUUGAAAGGGUUUACCAUCUUUCCCAGGCGGGUUGGAGAUAUCAUCGCGCUGAUCAGAUUUACGUAUGAUGACGGCAACACAUGCGGGCAGAUGAAAGAGACCGACCCUUUGAGAAAGCUGGUAACGCGGUAUGUGGUAACUAAGAUGGAAAUUCUUGCUAUGGAGGCAGCCUUUCUGGAACUCUUGCAAGAUGGGGGCGACUUCGUUACUGCUUUCUGGAAGGUCGUAUGGGAAAGGCGAACUGAACUGCUAAAAGUGCAGGAGACAUCAGCGUUUUCUAGUUGUUGGGAUUAG
Molecule: messenger RNA, 915 nt
Organism: Arthroderma uncinatum
Lineage: Eukaryota; Fungi; Ascomycota; Eurotiomycetes; Onygenales; Arthrodermataceae
Exons: 2
Coding region: 1-915 (304 amino acids)
Source: RefSeq, a predicted model, not a curated record